GUGUGGGUUGCGUCUUGCUUGCAUCUCUCAUCUCGACUCUCGUCUCCUCUUUUCCUCUUACCUCUUGAAAAGACGAGUGUGGUAAAACGCAGCGCAGGCUCUAAUGCUGAUAGCGUCUAGCAGAUUAUUCGACCUUUGGUUUUCUUGUCGCGCCUCGAUGGCUCUCGCGAGCUCCUGGCCUUAUUAUCUUCUCCAGUUUCUGUCCGUGGCGUUCUCAAUACUUCUAGACCCUAAGCACGGCUUCCUCUGGGAGUGACUAUAGUGAAUAAGCUGCUAGUGAAUCCAUUCCUCUCAAAACAAUCUUCGAGAGCUUCAAGUUAGGUCGUGCGUCACUGGGUUUAAUUCGCUAUUGAACUAAGCAUUUGACGUAGUUUCUAGAAGCCUGACGGAUGUCCUUCAGUCGGAUCGCGAAUCCGAAGGAAUCGACGGCUGGUUUGCAGUCCGCAGUAUCCGGGCCGAAGCUUCGGGCCGGGCUUCGCGAAAGCUAGUCCGUAUUCCAGUGUUCGGUAUCCCUGCGUGUCUGUAGUAGGCGAAUUGGCUCUGCAGGAGUCUAGCGAAACAGAUUCCCUGGUCUGAGGCGGCUCGGAGUAGUCUGGGAAAACUAUUUUCAGCCAUAGAAAUGGCAAGGCCACAGGUUUUCGCGCGCGUUCUACUGAGACUGUUCUUGAUCGCGCUCGCAGCAACGAUACUAUGCAGCCACCAUUCUGGUCGCCCGUCUCUGAUCCCACCAGUGGGCGCGAUUCAAGUCGACCUGGCGAAAGCGAAGUUACCGUUACCGCCGUGGGGGCAGGGGCGCGCGAAGAUCGACCUCGCGAAACUUAAGCUACCGAAGUUACCACCGUCGCCGUACGAGCGCGAGUGGGCGAAGUUUCGCCAGAGCGACGGGCUGCUGUCGCUGGACUACGUGAAAUCGCUGCAGGCGCAAGCUCGGACGAGUGCUACGAAGAAGAAGAGCGGGAGUGAUGUCUUUAAAGUCGUCUUCUGUUCCCCCACGCCCUCUCCCCCUGCCCAAGACGGCAACCUGUUCCUCAACCCUAGCAUAGAGCAGGGCACCACGGCCUGGCAGGGGUUCGGCUAUGCGCCGAUCAAAGCCGUGCAGAACACGACGGCGCCAAAGCCCUUCUCCUACCUGGUGGCGUACAACCGCUCGUACACGUACGCCGGGCCCAAGCAGAGUAUCAAGAACGUGGCAGCAGCGGCGUAUGAGCUGGCGGUGUGGGUGCGGAUCGAUGCGGGGGAGCGUCAGUAUGUCACUGCAACGGCUAAGAUCAAUGAUAAGUACGUGUGCAUAGGAGGGGCCAACGCUCGCUCCACGUGCUGGACGAAAUUAACAGGGGGCUUUACCCUGCAUGAGCCGGCUGCUGAGGUGGCGCUGUACGUGCAGGGGGCGGCGGUGGGGACCGAGAUCUGGGUGACGUCAGCAUCGCUCCUGCAAGUGGAUAUGGACAAGUGGAGGAGCCGACAGAACGAGAAUAUAAAGAAGUACCGCAUGCGCCCUGUGCGGUUAUCUCUGCAAGGCCUGGGGCUCAAUAUAGUGCCGGCACGCGUGCAGAUCGACCAGGUCUCGUCGGACUUCCCCUUUGGUGCUAACGUGAAUGGCGCUAUUCUCUACGACACUGCUUAUCAAGAGUGGUUCUUAAAUAGGUUCAACUGGGCAGUGUUCAACAACGAGGGCAAGUGGUACUUCAACGAGCGGCGGGAGGGGGUGGAGGACUACAACGUGACGGAUGCGCUCGUGGACUGGUUCAUUGAGAGGAACGUGAGCGUGCGCGGCCACAACGUGUUCUGGGCGGUUGAGAAAUUCGUUCAGACAUGGGUCAAGAAUCUGAACGACACUGCCCUGUGGGCGGCCAUGCAACGGCGCAUGAACAGUGCGGUACCACGGUAUAGAGACAAGGUGCAGCACUGGGACGUGAUCAACGAACCGCUGCACGGCAACUACUUUGGGCAGCGCCUGGGGGAGGACGUGCACUCGUGGAUGUUCAAGGCUGCCCGGGCGCUGGAUCCCAACGUGCAGCUGUUUCUGAAUGACUAUAAUACCGUGGAGCAGUGCGACAGAGGGGCCAACCCGGAAGUUUACCUCGAGAAGGUGUGGAAUUUAAAUGCCAGCGGUGCGCCAGUGACAGGCAUUGGCGUGGAGGCACAUUACAGUGGGGAGCCCCAGCUGGUCCGGCUGAAGCACGACUUGAAUCGCCUCGCAAUGGCAAAGCUCCCCAUCUGGCUGACAGAGCUGGACUUCAGUGAAGUGGAAUCAGACGAUCAAAGGGCGGACUACCUGGAGGCGGUGAUGCGGGAGUCUUUCGCCCAUCCCAGUGUGGCCGGCAUUGUGCUCUGGUCGGCCGGCCGCUCCACGUGCGCCUACUAUAAGGACAUCGACCCGGGGAUGUGCAACCCGUGUGACGCAUGCCUGGCAGACUCAAGCUUCAAAGAUAACGAGGCUGGGAGAAGAUAUGUGCGCCUGCGCAAGGAAUGGUCCACCCAUGUCAGCAGAGUGCUCUGGCUCGGCAAGGCCAUGAAAGUCAGCCCCUUCCCUAAGACCAGAUACCAGGCCCUAAGAGCUGAGUGGAGCACUCACUUCGCUAGACGAACUCGGCUGGGUUUGCCCCUCUCCUUUACAGCCUUCCACGGCAGGUACCGAGUCAGAGUAUCGUUCAGAGGUCAGCAGGUGGAGCGGUUCUUCGAUGUUCCCAAGGGCGCUGGCAGGCUGAACGUGGCCGUCCAACUGUGACAAAGAAGGGAACGGAUUGCAACGGUUGGGGUUGGCAACCACAGUAUUUUUAGCCAUGUCAGGACUGUGACGAAUAAGUGGGUGGAGCGCAGCAGUUGCGCACUGCAAGGCAGCGGACGGCAGCAGUUGUGCACUGCAAGGCGGCGGACGGCAGCAGUUGCGCACUGCAAGGCGGCGGAUGGCAGCAGUUGCGCACUGCAAGGCGGCGGACGGCAGCAGUUGCGCACUGCAAGGCGGCGGACGGCAGCAGUUGCGAUUGGCUCUCACAAGCCAAGACGUGUCUCACUGGCAUCCUUAUUGCAGUCAACUCUCCUUUCCCAAGUCAACGAGCCAGUUGACCGCUGGUAGAUCACGUUUCGAUUACGCUGGGGCAAUGUGCGUCACAGCUGCACAGACGGGCUCUGACCGCUCUACAGCAGCAGGGCCUAGAACGUGCAGCAGCAGGGGCUAGAACGUGCAGCAGCAGGGGCUAGAACGUGCAGCAGCAGGGGCUAGAACGGGCUAGAACGUGCAGCAGCAGGGGCUAGAACGUGCAGCAGCAGGGGCUAGAACGUGCAGCAGCAGGGGCUAGAACGUGCAGCAGCAGGGGCAUUAGACUAGAUUAUGCAGCAUCAAGUACUGUACAGCUCACAGCAGGGCUUGCUGUCAGAGCAGGGCUACACGACACUGUACCUGAUGCUGUUAGGCGCCCUGUGACACUACACUGUAUCAUGCGGCUAACAAAGGGGGCGAUCGGCAGUUGCAAGAGCGCCAGUCUCUGGCUCAAACUCAUGGAAACAUCAAAUAAUUCUGUUACUACAGCACAGACCUAAGAUCUCUUUGUAGUAGGCAAGCAGCAGUUGGUGGUGCCAGUCAGCUUGAUUGCUGACUAGUAAUCACAUGUAUUCGUACGUAUACUACUAUGGAAAC
Molecule: messenger RNA, 3637 nt
Organism: Closterium sp. NIES-67
Lineage: Eukaryota; Viridiplantae; Streptophyta; Zygnematophyceae; Desmidiales; Closteriaceae
Source: the annotation of a GenBank genome assembly